CGACUCGCGCGGACUCUGAGGGAGAGAACCAGCGUUCUGAAUCUAAAACAGAGGAUACGUGAUAAAUCAUAAAUCAUACGAAACAUGGCUUAACUUAAACAUUAAAUACCGCGCAGACUUCUGUGAGCGCUUUUGAGUGACGAUUCAAACGAAUUAAUGAAUCUUGAAACCGGUUUUUCGAACGAUUCACAGGAAUGUUUGAGUGUUUCGUCACUUAUUCGUUGUUGUUACACGCAGAGGCAUUUUUGUCAGACGAGCGCGAGCGCGCAGCAGCAGCAGCAGCAUGACGGCAGUCCGUGUUUCUUUGACGGGUUCAUGAGUCGUGACACAGAUCAUGGCCGCAGGAAACAGUUUUCAGUCUCCUCAUCGGAUCAUUGAUCUGGAGAGUCCGGCUGAUGAAUUUGGUGUUCAUGAUUCAUUCAGUCAGCUGAUUAAUGAACAGAAUCAUGACCUUCAUGCUGAUGUCAUAGAGAUGACCGCACUUGACCAGAAGGAGGAGGAAGAUGAUGUCAUGGGUCUGGAGGGUCCAAUGUUUUGUCCAGUUACAGAGUUCAGUGACGAACAGCAGCAGACGGAUUCUCUGAUUGGAGAACGCUGGUCAUCUGACACACUCCGAGUUCUCUCAUCUAUGCCCAGUCGAACCAUCGGUCGCAGUCGCGGGGCGAUCAUCUCUCAGUAUUAUAACCGCACGAUGCAGCUGCGCAGACGCAGACAGAGCAGACCCUCCAUCCAGCACUUUCCUCGAUCUGCUCGUCCCAGCAUCCGUGGAUAUCGCGUGGAAAUAGACGGCGCUGGUUUUGAAGAAGGAGAGAGUAAGAGGGAGCGUUUGGUGAACAAUCUGCAGAAUCUGUCCGUCAGUGAUCGUGUGCGUAUGUUGAGAGCGAUGCCUCUGUGUCUGGCUGAGAAGAAAGAGCUCAGGAUGUUGGCCAUGAAUAAAGUGGAACACUCAUUGUCUCAGAGUCAAAUCCCCUGCUGUAGUCAGUUCAAGUAUUACAUCAUCACUGCUGUGAGACACGGCUGGUUCAACUGGCUGUCGUUUCUGUCGUCGCUGCAGUUGUGGCAGACGGCUCUGAAGUGUGUCGGCGGUCGCUUCGGGACGGGCGUUCUCUCCUACUUCGUCUUCCUCAGAACUCUCGUCUUCUUUAACGUCUUCCUGUUCCUGGUGACCGGUUUGCUUCUGGUUGUUCCUCAGGCUGUGACGCCCCCACAUCAUGAGCAGAUCACCAGCACCUGGGGUCUCGAGAUCCUCACGGGGGCCGGUUAUUUCUCUGAGUCUCUGCUGUAUUACGGUUACUAUAGUAACCACACACUGAGCCGUUGCUCAUGGAUGGCUCAGUCAGAGAACGGGACGUCCUGCACUUCUUCAUUCUCAUAUAACAUGCCUCUGGUGUAUUUCUUCACUAUCGGUGCGGUGUUCUUCGUCACCUGCAUCAUCCUCGUCUACAGCAUGUCAAAGUCCUUCGGUCAGAGUUUUCGCAUCGAUAAAUCUAAAGGACUGUUGGCCAUCAAGGUUUUAAGCUCCUGGGAUUUUAAAGUGAGCAAGAAAACUUCAGUGAGACUCCAGCGUGAGAACAUUGGCACACAACUCAAAGAGCUGGUGGCGGAGGUGAACCGUCAGGAGUUGGAGUUUCCUGUUCUUCAGCGUUUGUGGCGGAUCUUCAUUCACAUGUUGGCGUGGAUCAUGUGUUUGGGCAGCACGUUGUUUUGCGUUCUUGCUGUCUAUUACUUCUCUGAAUAUACAUACAUGAAUCUGAAGAAGCUUGCUAGCUCAAACUCUUCCGUCAGUCUGAAGGAUGCGAGUCAGUUGGCUCUUCCUGUGAUGGUGUCGAGCAUCAAUCUGCUCCUGCCGGGUUUCUUCAAUGCUGUGGCCUGGAUGGAGGAAUAUGAUUCUCCAAGUGUGCUGAAUUACAUCUCCAUCAGCAGGAAUCUGUUGUUGAAAGUGAGCCUGUUGGGUGUGUUGUGUUAUCAUUGGCUUGGUCGAGUGCCGUCAGAUCCUGAGAGUCUCGGUGUCCAGUGUUGGGAGAGUUUUGUAGGGCAGGAGUUGUAUCGCUUUCUGCUGAUGGACUUCAUCUUCUCUCUUCUGGACACUUUCUGUGGAGAGUUUUUGUGGAGGUUGUUUUCUCAGAAAGCUCUGAAGAGGAAGAGGAAACCCGUGUUUGAUAUCGCCAGGAAUGUUCUAGAGCUCAUCUAUGGACAAACUCUCGCCUGGUUGGGUGUUCUGUUCUCUCCACUCCUCCCUGCUGUUCAGAUGAUGAAACUACUGCUUCUCUUCAACAUCAAGAAGGUGAGUCUAAUGAUGAACUGUCAGGCGUCUGGGAAGCCCUGGCGAGCCUGUCAGAUGACCACCAUCUUCAUCACGCUGUUGUGUUUCCCAUCAUUCCUCAGUGCUGCUGUGUGUGUGACAUACACCAUGUGGACGAUCAAGCCAUCCAUCAGCUGCGGUCCGUUCCGGGGUUUAAACACGAUGUUCCAGGCAGGAAAACUUUGGGUGAAACAUUUGGCCAAAACAAACUCUGAUCUGACCUGGCUCACCUGGGUUCACACUUCCCUGGUGGAGAAUCCUCUCUUCCUCUUCCUGUCGGCAGGUGUCUUCCUGAUCGUGAUUUACUUUCACAGUCAGGUGGUGGAUGGUCAGAGGAAGAUCAUUGAACUUCUACAGGAACAGAUUGAAAACGAGGGAGAUGAUAAAAAGUUCCUCAUCACACGACUGCAGGACAUCCAUGAACAGAGACGUGCGAUCUCAUCACGACGAGUGAGAGGAACCAGUGAGAACACCAGCAAUUCAUGAGACGAGUGAACAUUUCUCAUGAGGAGAAUCUAAAAACAAACUGGAAGGGACAGAAAAACUGUGAACGGGCCAGAAUCACACACAUGUACAGAGAAGAGUCUGAUCACACUUCACAUGAUAUAGAUGUUGAUCUCUAGAGGAAGAUCAGCCUCAACUACUGGAUUAAAGGGAUCUUAAGCAGACGCUUUUCACUGAUUUGAUGAAUUGUUUGUUUGUUUAGUAAAUCUGUGAAAACUCCCCCUGGUGACGUCUUUUGUUUGGAGACACUUUUAUUUUUACUGUGAAAAGAGGGAAUGUUUAAUACUCACUGGUGUUAACAACUGGACAUCUUUUACAUUUUCAUUUUAAAAUAAACCUUUUUUACAUGAAA
Molecule: messenger RNA, 3158 nt
Organism: Triplophysa dalaica
Lineage: Eukaryota; Metazoa; Chordata; Actinopteri; Cypriniformes; Nemacheilidae
Gene: tmc6b
Product: transmembrane channel-like 6b
Exons: 21
Coding region: 335-2788 (817 amino acids)
Cellular component (GO): plasma membrane
Molecular function (GO): mechanosensitive monoatomic ion channel activity
Source: RefSeq, a predicted model, not a curated record